GAAAGGACAGGUUACAGUGCCCUGCUGACGAAUCAAGCAUUUGUCAAUGGUGGACACAAGCAGAAAUUAUCGAAGGUUUCCGACUACAUUUCAUUAUUUCUCGGACAAAAUAGAAACUGAUACGACGCAGACCUUAGCAUCAAACACCUUCAUCUCCUGAUCCUUGAUACCAGUUACCGUAUACCAAUCGAGAGAAGACAAGAUGGUGUUAGCAGAUCUUGGCCGGAAGAUCACCAAUGCACUUAGGUCGCUAAGCAAUGCUACAGUUAUCAAUGAAGAAGUGCUUAAUUCCAUGCUAAAGGAAAUAUGUACUGCUUUAUUAGAGGCCGAUGUCAACAUCAGACUGGUGAAACAACUGAGAGAGAAUGUCAGAUCUGUCAUAGAUUUUGAGGAGAUGGCUGCUGGUCUCAACAAAAGGCGAAUGAUCCAGUCAGCAGUAUACAAGGAACUAGUUAAGCUGAUCGAUCCAAGUGUCAAAGCAUGGCAACCCACCAAAGCCAAAAACAAUGUGAUCAUGUUUGUCGGUCUUCAAGGCAGUGGCAAGACCACCACUUGCACUAAGUUGGCCUACUACUACCAGAGAAAAGGCUGGAAGACUUGUCUGAUUUGUGCCGACACUUUCCGUGCUGGUGCCUUCGAUCAGUUGAAACAGAAUGCCACAAAAGCCAGAAUUCCAUUCUAUGGAAGUUAUACAGAGACUGACCCUGUUGUCAUAGCCCAGGAGGGCGUUGAUAAGUUCAGAGAUGAAAACUUUGAGAUAAUCAUUGUUGAUACCAGUGGAAGACACAAACAGGAGGAUUCAUUAUUUGAAGAAAUGUUACAAGUUUCUAAUGUUACACAACCAGACAACGUUGUAUUUGUGAUGGAUGCAUCCAUUGGUCAAGCUUGUGAAACCCAGGCCCGCGCCUUCAAGGACAAAGUGGACGUCGCUUCAGUCAUAAUCACAAAACUAGACGGCCAUGCAAAAGGUGGUGGUGCUCUAAGUGCUGUUGCGGCAACAAAAAGUCCUGUGAUAUUCAUAGGUACCGGUGAACACAUAGAUGACUUUGAGCCAUUCAAAGUACAGCCAUUUGUUAGUAAACUGCUUGGUAUGGGAGAUAUCGAGGGCCUGAUAGACAAAGUGAAUGAGCUCAAGUUAGAUGACAAUGAGGAACUCAUGAAGAAAAUCAGACAUGGGCAAUUCACGUUACGAGACAUGUAUGAGCAGUUUCAAAAUAUCAUGAAAAUGGGUCCAUUUGGACAGAUAAUGGGCAUGAUUCCGGGGUUCAGCAGUGACUUCAUGUCAAAGGGCAAUGAACAGGAGUCAAUGGCUAGAUUGAAGAAGUUGAUGACGAUAAUGGAUAGCAUGAAUGAUUCAGAACUUGACAGUCAUGAAGGUGCCAAACUAUUUACAAGACAGACGGGGCGUGUUCAGCGGGUUGCUCGAGGUGCUGGUGUAUCACAGCGAGACGUCCAAGAACUACUUGCACAAUACACAAAGUUUGCUCAGAUGGUGAAGAAGAUGGGAGGAAUAAAGGGACUCUUCAAAGGUGGUGACAUGGCCUCCAAAGUCAAUCCAGCCCAAAUGGCCAAACUCAACCAACAAAUGGCAAAAGUCAUUGAUCCUCGGGUGCUUCAGCAAAUGGGUGGCAUGGCUGGCCUUCAGAGUAUGAUGAAGCAGUUCCAACAGGGCGCAGGAGGGAAGAUGGGGAACAUGUUUGGAGGGGGGGCCGAAUAACCAGCAUCUCGUGUGUGGAAAUGGGGCAGCUGGAGGCAAAAUGCUUCCUAAACCAUUGGAAAGUAAAUCGUUUAAUCUGAUUGAGGAAUAUUGACUGCCAUUGUCUUCAUACACCAGUUUGUCCAGCAAAGAAAACCCAGUCUUUUGUGUCUCGGUUGCCUCUGGUGUCGGGGAUGGGACUUGGGGUGAUUUUUUUUGGGGUUAUUAGUGUGUUCACUUAUUGUCAUUACUUCGCCAAGAACUUUUCUUCAACAAAAACCAUAAAAUGGCUUUCAAAAUAUUCCAGUAUUUCUCCUACAAUUGUAAAAGGCUGAGUCAAAUUUUUGCCGCAACUCGCAAUGAUGAUUGCAUACAUCAAAUAUGGCUCAUUUGCCGUGGCCAUUGCUGGUGCCUGCAACAAAGAAUCGGUGAUUGCAGUAACAUGUGGGCAAUAUCAAAUCCAGCAAUCGCUGCCUUUUUACUGCAGAGGAGAGAUCUUUUUGUCGCUCGUCACAGCACUCAUUAACUCGGGUUGCAGCUACGAAAAUUGCUCGCUCUCUUAGCCCUGAAGUCACCUUUAUUUAUUUUUCAAUGUUGUAUGGGUUGUGCAUCCAUAUGCUUGGGUGGUUUUAAAGGGCAAAUAUAUUUGGGAUAAACUGUAUAUUUUUCAUUAUGACACCAGCUUGUAUGAUUUACCAGGAAAGUGUUCCUGUCAUACUAGGAAGAUGAAAUAAAUGAUGUGUAAAAAGUA
Molecule: messenger RNA, 2447 nt
Organism: Lineus longissimus
Lineage: Eukaryota; Metazoa; Nemertea; Pilidiophora; Heteronemertea; Lineidae
Product: signal recognition particle subunit SRP54
Exons: 14
Coding region: 203-1717 (504 amino acids)
Biological process (GO): SRP-dependent cotranslational protein targeting to membrane; SRP-dependent cotranslational protein targeting to membrane, translocation
Cellular component (GO): cytosol; signal recognition particle, endoplasmic reticulum targeting
Molecular function (GO): GTP binding; ATP hydrolysis activity; GTPase activity
Source: RefSeq, a predicted model, not a curated record